This is a messenger RNA of Dicentrarchus labrax (European seabass), 3831 nucleotides long. RefSeq names its product calcium release activated channel regulator 2Aa (gene cracr2aa). The coding region runs from base 333 to 2504 and encodes 723 amino acids. The transcript is spliced from 18 exons. Gene Ontology annotation, molecular function: GTP binding; calcium ion binding; GTPase activity. The record is from RefSeq and is a predicted model, not a curated record. Lineage: Eukaryota; Metazoa; Chordata; Actinopteri; Moronidae.
UCAAGUUUUGCCCCGUCAGUGCUCAGUCACAUUCUUCCACUCACACCAGCUCACUUGUAAACAGUGAAGUUCACGAAAAGAAAAAAGGGCUGAUACAGACCGAGUCAAUGAAUUCCUCCAACCUGCGUGUCACUUUUCACUCACCGGUUUCAUCGACUUAUUAAAGAGGUGGUUGCUAAGAGAUGACAAUCGCUGACAUUGGUGAGAGCCUCUGAUGUAGAGCAGCCUGAAGCUCGACUUCUCCAGGAUCCUCUCUCUCCACACCUCUGUCUGUACCUGGCUCAUGUGAAGGACGCGGGAAACGCUCUCAUAUCCACAGAUUCACGUAUACCAUGGCAGCUUUUACCACUCCUUGUGACACCACUAAUACCACGACCACCAUGGUGGCCCAAACCACAUGGCAAAGGCAAGGGAGCACCGAAGAGGCGGGUAAACGUGAGAAUGGGGACGUGGGACAAAACACCAUCCUGGAGAAAACCCACGAGUUCUUCCAGAUGUGUGACAUCGAGAACAAGGGCUUCAUCAGCCGACGUGAUAUGCAGAGGCUGAAUGGCGGGCUCCCUCUCAGUGCGGAGGAGUUGGAGAACGUAUUUGAUACCCUUGAUUCCGAUGGCAAUGGAUACCUUACCCUAGAAGAGUUCUCCUCCGGCUUCAGUAAGUUUUUAUUUGGCCCGGAGAUUUCUGUAGAGGAAGACAUGGGGGAGAAAAACUCCUGUAAAAGCCCAACAGAGGUCCUGUACCAAACCCAGUGGGAGGAGAGCCUGACAAAAAGAGAUGAGGAUGAAGAGGAGAAACACUUUUGCAUGCUUAUGGAGAGCCUGGGCGCCAAAAGUGUCUUUGAAGAUCCUGCUGAGGUGCGCAGUCUGUGGGCCCAGUUGCGACGUGAUGAGCCACACCUUUUAUCCAAUUUUGAGGACUUCCUGGCCAGAGUGACAUCCCAGAUCAGAGAGGCCAACCAGGAGAAGAGGGAGAUGGAGAGCGCUCUCAAAAGGAAAGCAGCAACACACGAUGAUGAGAUCCAGCGUCUUUAUGAAGAAAUGGAGCAGCAAAUAAAAAGUGAAAAAGACAGGAUUGUGCUGCAGGACUAUGAGCGGUUUCUAUCUCGCAGUCAAGACAUGGAGCUGCAGCUGUCCAGUAAGGAGAAGGAGCUGGAACAGCUCUUUCAGAAACAGAGAAGGUUGGACCGUCAGUGCAAGGACCUUCACAAUGAACAACACGAGACCAAGGUGGAGAACGUGAAGCUGAAGCAGACGAAUGACGAGUUAGCUCGGGAGCUGGAGCACACCAGCCAGGAGCUGAUCUUGGCACAGGAGCAGCUGAGUGUGCUGCAGGAGCAGUCCACACGGCUUCAUGAGGAGAAGGAGAUGGAAAUAUACCGACUGACUGAGGGACUGCAUCGAGAGCGAGCAAGCCUCCUCAAACAGCUGGACCUUUUGAGGGAAAUGAACAAACAUUUACGGGAUGAAAAGGACAUGUGUUAUCAGAACCCAAAGAAAACACCAGGUUUGAAGCAGAGGCCUUUAAUCAAUGUUGUGAAACACACAAACACAAAUAUCUUCAAAAGUGAGGAUGAAGAGGAGCCGACCACCACUAGCUAUGUGAGGCAGAGCCUUGCCAACGGGUCUUGCACAGCAGGGACAAGAGGGCACCUCCGGAGAAUCAUCUCCAUCGAGGAAGACCACCUCCCACACUUGCUCCAGAAUGACUGUCAAGCACAAGCUCCACUUCGGGAGUGUAGUGAAGGAGAGGAAGGCUCAGACAACGAGGAGAAUAUAGAGUUGGUGAUGAGUGAUAUUUACCCGCAUGCAUCCUCUGCCCAGCAGCAAGAGUCAAAGGGAACUGUGGAAAAAAGGGAAACCCCCACAUCUCCGAGGGGUCAGCCUGUUGGCAAGGAGACCAGCAUAAAUGAGGAAGGUGGUCCCUCGCCCCCUGAUCGCCUCUUCAAGAUUGUCCUGGUGGGGAACUCGAGUGUAGGAAAGACCUCCCUCCUUCGACGAUUUUGUGACGACUGCUUCCACCCUGGCACUUCUGCCACUGUGGGUAUUGAUUACAGUGUAAAGACAAUAACUGUGGACAACAGCCAGGUGGCGCUGCAAAUGUGGGAUACAGCAGGACAGGAGAGGUAUCGAAGCAUCACCAAACAGUUCUUUCGCAAGGCUGAUGGUGUGGUUGUGAUGUAUGACAUUACAGCAGAGCAGAGCUUCACGGCUGUCAGACAGUGGCUGACAAGUGUAAAGGAGAGUGCAGGCGAGGACAUUCCCAUCAUGCUCUUGGGAAACAAAACGGACAAGGAGAUUGAGAGACAAGUUCAGAAAGGAGUGGGCGAAAGACUAUCCAAGGACUGCCAAAUGACUUUUUAUGAGUGCAGCGCAUGCUCUGGACACAAUGUGGUGGAGUCCAUGGUUCAUUUAGCCAGAAUUCUGAAAGAGCAAGAGGACAUAGACAAGGAGAAGACGGUCCAGCUGGUCAGCAGCCCCUCAGAUAAGAAGAGAUCCUGCUGCUAACAGCUAAACACUGAACACAUAAAUAGCACUACCCUUUACUAACAAACACAAUGUGAUAGUGUGACCACAUGUGCCACAGAGGACACGUUAUUCUCUCACACAGUCUUCCUUCCACUUCGUAGCACUUUGGGUAAAGCCACCACCAAAAUGAAGGCCGUAUAUAUGUCAUGUGUCACGGAUGUUAUUGCACUAUUAUUAACAGUCUACCCUGUGUUUCAGCCAAGUUAUUUGCAGUUUGAAAAUGACCUCAAAUUUUUAUGAAAAUGUAGUAACAUAAUUAUAACAAUAAGAAAAGUUAUUAUUCACACUUAUUUACGUAGCGGUGUAUAUACAACUGAACAAAUUUAAGUCAAAGUCCCUUUGACUCAAACUAAGACAUUUUUUAAACGUGGAUAUUCCUCCAAAGUCAGGCUGUAACUCAGAUAUUUAUUAAGCUUCCAAAGGCCCUUUAUCCGUCACAUGCGGGCUUUUUACUGUAUGUAUUAAUAUAUUAAUUCAGUGUUGUGUGUGAUUUUGUUUUUAGCUGUUCAAAACUUCAACUUAUGACAUGGAGAAAUAACAUAAGGUGCUGUAAAAUAGAAUACAGUAUCAAACAGCCUUGCAGUAAAGGCUACCUUAAUGAAGCUUUUGGUGUUUUUGUUGAGACUGUCAGGGGGUGUUUAACUAUUAGGGGCAGGCUUUGUUUUGGUGUUAUGUGGCAGUGCAGGAUAUUGCACGGUGUCUUGGUUUUCUUCACCUGGUGGACAAAGUAAAAACAGCUCAGGACUGAAGAAAUGUGCUUCUGUGCUUUAUCUACUGAAUAAACCAAAAUGAUUGCGUAGUUAAAUCAAGAGAAACUGAACAUCAAUUGCUUCAAAUGUAGUAUUUGUUGCAAGGAUAUCAUAUUUAAAAGUAUUGUAUUUUACACGUUUAUGCUGUUUUGUCCUCUGUACAUUAUAUUAUUGAUUUGUUAUUCUGUGUUGUUUUUGUUGUAACAGUGUGGAGGUUGAACUGUGUUUUCUUUUUCAAGAGCUGGAAAAUAGUACAAAUCAUUAUUUUUCCCCAAUAGACCAAAUGAAGUUUAGUGAAGAAAAUAUUUAUUUUAUAUCUCCUUAAACUGCCACUGUGCCAAGUAUUUUAUGAAAAUGGUGUCACAAUAACAUGUCAUGUAACCGUGUUACAGGACGGUUAAAAGUUGACAUUUUGGUAAAAAGUUCAGAUUUUACUGUUUGAUAUUGCACUAUAGUCAAUAGUGCUUCACUACUGCCAGUAUCUUGCACACCACUUUAAUGUGUAUAUAAACAUGUAAAUAGCAUGAAAGAGAUAAAUAAAGAAUUGUUAAUGGUAA